UCGUUUCGUUUCUCUUGGUUUCGCCGUUUCUAUCUAAUCCAGUUUCGGGAACAUGGUGGUUUUUGACAAAGAUGUCGUCUUUAGGGGCUCCCAUUAUGUGUAGCAGCAUACCAGGGUUUGUUCAGAAGCAGCGCCGCCUAUGUCAGAAACACCCCGACGUUAUGGCCAGCAUUAGUAGAGGAGUAAGAGUAGGUGUGAAAGAGUGCCAACAUCAGUUUCAGAACCAUCGUUGGAACUGUUCGACAGGGGACACGGGUACUUCAGUGUUCGGGAAAUUCAUGCUCAAGACCGGUAGCCGUGAGGCGGCGUUUGUGUAUGCUAUCAGCUCUGCUGGCGUUGUUCACUCUAUUACCAGGUCCUGUAGUCGAGGGGACCUGAGCGACUGCUCCUGUGACCCCAGGAAAAGAGGAACCUUUCGUGACGUCCACGGAGAGUUUACCUGGGGCGGCUGUUCCGAGUACAUACGCUACGGCUCCAAGUUCGCCCGGAAAUUCGUAGAUGCCCGAGAGCUGAGCCAGAGCGACGGCCGAGCUCGGAUGAACGUCCACAAUAACCAGGCAGGUCGAAGAGCGGUGAGAAAACACGUAAAACUUCAAUGUAAAUGUCACGGAGUUAGUGGAUCAUGCGCAGUUCGUACCUGUUGGGUCGCCUUGAUGGAUUUCCGUGCGGUCGGGAAUUACCUGAAGAAGAAAUAUGAUGGUGCUGUGCAGGUGAUAAUGAACCAGGCUGGAGACCACCUUAUGGUUAGCAACAAAAACUACAAGCGAUUCACCAAGUCCGAUUUGGUAUAUUUUGAAAACUCUCCAGACUACUGCGAUCUCUGGGGACUGCUGGAAGAGAGUGCAACAAAUCCUCUUUGGGAACCAACGGCUGUAGCAUCAUGUGCUGUGGAAGAGGUUACGAUACACGUAGAGAACUGGUGGUCAAGAAAUGUAACUGUAAAUUUCACUGGUGCUGCUUCGUCCAAUGUGACGAGUGUCGCGUGUGGAGAGACGUGCACGUGUGUAAACCCACGGAAAAAUGGGCGCGAAGGAAACGCUCAAAAGAUACUCACGCGAUAUGGACAUCUCCUGGAGGUGACGAACUGGCGUCAUAAUCGCAAGACAUUUAUCACCCCCAAGUCUGCUGACAUGCGCAGUUGUUGGUUGUAGUUUAUAUCCUCGCGUUGUACUGUAUAGCCCUACGUUUAGGUGUGUUCUUUAUAACACAUAAACAUAAAAAUGUAAAGUAAGAUAUUCAAGAUAUAGU
This is a messenger RNA of Limulus polyphemus (Atlantic horseshoe crab), 1248 nucleotides long. RefSeq names its product protein Wnt-2b-like. Gene Ontology annotation, biological process: multicellular organism development; canonical Wnt signaling pathway; neuron differentiation. The transcript has 5 exons. Gene Ontology annotation, molecular function: cytokine activity; frizzled binding. NCBI's taxonomy places the organism in Eukaryota, Metazoa, Arthropoda, Merostomata, Xiphosura, Limulidae. The record is from RefSeq and is a predicted model, not a curated record. Gene Ontology annotation, cellular component: extracellular region. Bases 72 to 1151 code for a protein of 359 amino acids.